Messenger RNA from Suillus clintonianus, 2261 nucleotides. Its product is annotated as amidase signature domain-containing protein. The record is from RefSeq and is a predicted model, not a curated record. The coding region runs from base 492 to 2090 and encodes 532 amino acids. The transcript has 8 exons. NCBI's taxonomy places the organism in Eukaryota, Fungi, Basidiomycota, Agaricomycetes, Boletales, Suillaceae.
GGUUCGUUGGCCUACCCUGGAUCUGGGCAGAUGAUUGAUACGCGCGCUCAAACGGCUCAACCGUCUACCGCCAAUGUCGAAUUCCUUGCACAGGCCGCACCAAGAUCAAUGUUGACCCGAGGACCAAGGUUCACGCAAGCCGGAUCAUGCUGAAUGCAUCGAAUGUGUCGACCGUGUCUAUCAUGAUGGUACAACGAAGGACCGUUGAAAGACCGACUAUUUUCCUUCGUCUAUAGAGGAAGUGACCGUGAUGGCAACUCUAGCCUCCCAAUGCCCUUUCUUAUAAGACUUCUGGCCUCGGCACUGGGCGCCUCACCGAAUCUCGGACUCGUGACUAUACGAUUCUUAUCUCUAGUCCCACGUCCAGGGCCCGUCACGGUAUAGUGAGAGACUCAGAAGUGGUUUAUCAAUGGACAACAGUAGGAACUGUGUGUUUGACCCCAACCCAUUCAUUACCUCUCUGGAUCUCAAGUUGGCGCCUACCGUACACGAUGCCUGGAGACAUGCCCAAUCGCGAUGUGUUCUCGGAGAAUGUGUUCCCUGAUUUAUACGAAUCCGGAAUUUCCGACCUUCAGAAGGGGCUUGAGAAGGGGCAUUUUACGAGCGUUGAUCUCGUCAAGGCUUAUCUUGCAAGGAUUGAUGAGGUCAAUCUGAAGGGCGCAGCUCUCCAUGCGGUUAUCGAGACGAACCCGAGUGCGUUAUCUCAGGCCGCAGAACUUGAUGCCGAGCGCAAGUCCAAAGGGGGCAGAGGCCCACUGCACGGCAUACCUUUGCUACUGAAAGACAACAUCGCUACGCUGCAUGAAGAAGGGAUGAAUACUACCGCUGGCUCCUAUGCUCUCCUGGGUUCCGUCGUCCCCGGGGAUGCAUUCGUCGCAGCUAGGCUCCGCGAAGCCGGCGCCAUCCUUCUUGGCAAGGCGAAUCUCUCUGAAUGGGCAAACUAUCGUGGUAAGGUUCCAAACGGCUUCUCAGGUCGCGGAGGCCAGACUCUUUGCCCCUAUUACCCGAAUGGUGAUGCAUCUGGGUCGAGCUCUGGGAGUGGGGUUGCAAUGGCCAUCGGACUCGCUGCAGGUUCUCUGGGUUCAGAAACGGAUGGUUCUAUUGUUUCGCCAAGCAGCAAAAACAAUGUGGUGGGCAUUAAGCCCACUGUAGGGUUGGUUUCUCGAGCUGGAGUGAUACCUAUUUCAUCACAUCAAGAUACAACUGGGCCUAUGUGUCGGUCAGUUACAGAUGCAGCGCUUCUCCUCUCCGUUAUUGCAGGACCAGAUCCUCGAGACGAAGCCACGUUGCACCAACCUGGUAUUCUCCCUGACUACAUGAAAGCGCUUGAUCCAAACGCUCUGAAAGGCAAGCGGCUGGGAGUGCCGCGGAUGUUCUUCCGCGACGGUGAAGCGAUUCUGGAAGCCUUCAACGCUUCGUUAGACACCUUCCGGGCGCUCGGCGCAGAGAUCGUAGAUCCAGCUGAUUUCCCAUGUGCCGAGGAGAUGAAGGAGUCGCAAGCAGAAACGCUCGUGCUGAUGGCAGACUUCAAGGUUGAUGUGACGAAGUAUAUUUCGGGGUUACUCAAGGUCCCCACUGGCGUAAAGAACCUCGCGGAUUUGAUCGAGUUCAACAAGACCCAUGCGGAUUUAGAACUUAUACCACCAUACCACGACAAUCAGUCUAGGUUUAUCCAGGCUGAAGCAUCGGAACAGAAUGAUGCAUAUUAUGCAGCUCUAGCUGAAAAUUUCGAUUUAGGCCGGAGACGAGGUGUUGAUGCAACUCUUCAGAAAUUCAAAUUGGAUGCAAUCAUUCUUCCUACUGAUGGCCUAGCCUCAAAACCUGCCGCAAUUUCCGGGUACCCUAUAAUCUCAGUUCCGCUGGGCUUCCAGCCAGAUUCCGUUGAGGUAUUGCCAUUACCCGCUGCGCCACUGCACACACAAGCUCCAGGGCUUCCUUUUGGGAUAGCCUUUAUAGGCACCGCAUACAGCGAAUUCAAUCUCAUUAGCUUCGCUUAUGCGUUUGAGCAGGCUACGCAUGUCCGUUUGAAGAGGAGGGCCUACGCUGAAGCAAUUCCUACGACGCAGAUCAAGGACGUGCUUUCGACUUGAACGGAGAUGUAGAAGACUGGCGCGUACAACAGUACUACGUACAAUCCUUUUCUCAAGAUAGUUUCAUCGUGAUAUAGUGACAGGUCUUGGAUAUGUAUGCAUGUCGAAUGAACGCAGGGCAUCACAUCCGAGUCAGCGGCAGAACAAACCUAAAAGUAAGCGUAAACAUCA